AUGUGGUUAACAGGUGAAGUAUGUACAGAUACCAAUUGCAACCAACACGGGCAUGCGCAAGGAACACGUGGUCAGGCAGUCGGUGAAAGAACAAGAAAACAACUUCUCUUCUGGGUCUAUCCUAUAAUUCUCAAGAUUUCCCUUGCUGAUCUAUCCUGUAAUUCUCUAUACGAAGAUGACCACUACCUCCUCGAGCACAUCCUCAACUGGAACACCGCCGAUCAGUUCCACCAACCCUACAACAACUCCGACAACUCUCAACACCAUGAUUGCCAAUUCUGUCCAGGCAGCCCUCGGUGCGGUGUUACCAACGAUCAUCACCGCAAUGGACCAGCGGAUUCUGGCAGCAGUCCAACAACACCGCUACACAGCCGGAACGGCAGGCAUGUGAGUGUGGCUCUGCAAGUGACGGAGAAGCUGCUGUCAGCCUGUGAUUCACGAAAGCUCCAGUUGAUUGUGGAUAGCUACCUGGAUAUACUGCAUAAUAUGCUGGAAACUAGCAACACAAAACUGGCCACCAAUUCGUUUGUGAAGUUUGCCGAGCGAGAGGAAGGGAACACCCCCUACCACAGACAGUACAACUUCCUCAUCCACCGCUUUGCCUCUCUUAGCCUCACCAAGAAUGUGGACGACGCCGAUAAAUAUCACGAGUAUGUGUACAUGAAAUGAGUUUGAGUGGCCACA
Messenger RNA from Halichondria panicea, 684 nucleotides. RefSeq lists its product as uncharacterized. Gene Ontology annotation, biological process: protein localization to plasma membrane. The coding region runs from base 1 to 669 and encodes 222 amino acids. The transcript is spliced from 3 exons. Gene Ontology annotation, cellular component: plasma membrane. NCBI's taxonomy places the organism in Eukaryota, Metazoa, Porifera, Demospongiae, Suberitida, Halichondriidae. The record is from RefSeq and is a predicted model, not a curated record.